ACCCUAAUCCCAAAUUGACAAAUUCUAAUUUGCAAUUUCUGGCUUAGGCCUGGUGCAGUGGCGACGAACGACGACUGUCUCUGGCGAGUGGAAAGUAGCGACGACCGACGUAGUGGCGACCGGCGGCAGGACUAAUGGCGGGGAAAGUAGUAAAGUCUGUAGCAAAAGCUGUUUCCGAGUACCAAUACCCGUUACAAGAUAAGUUGGCAAAAUACAAGAACGAGCUCUCAAAGGGAGUUUGGGGUUAUUGGGAACUUGGAGCAUGGAAACCUCUAGGCAUCAGUGCUCGUAGACGAGCCCAACUGCGCAAAGAAGUUCUACUUGCUGGACAAGAUUGGCCGUACGAUCCAGAAAGGAAGGAAAUGAGAAAGAAGCAGAAAGGGCAUAAGUGUGACAAAAUUGCAGCGGAGAAGCGCGCAAAGACAGCUGAACUAAUGCAGCAAAUGCCUAAAAUGUUGGCGGAUUAUAGGAAGAGAAGAUGGGAGAGAAAGAUGAAGGCUGAGGAGGAUGCUGCUAGAAAAGCAGUGCAAGAGUAAAAGCUCACAUCAUUUAUAGUUUGAAGAAAGAUGAAAUUGAAGCUUCAUUGAAUCACCAAUUGAGUUAAUUUGCUCUUUUUGGCAUCUUGUCAAGUGAUAAGGAAUUACUCCCUCCAUCCCAAAAAUAUUGUUUAUUUUGAUUGGAGACACAAAUUUAAGAGGUUUUGUAAAGUAGGAUAAUUUAAGAUAUGAUUUUCUAAAAUAAGAUUGUUUUAAAC
Molecule: messenger RNA, 754 nt
Organism: Ipomoea nil (Japanese morning glory)
Lineage: Eukaryota; Viridiplantae; Streptophyta; Magnoliopsida; Solanales; Convolvulaceae
Exons: 2
Coding region: 135-536 (133 amino acids)
Source: RefSeq, a predicted model, not a curated record